AUGAAGGAGGAGCGACGAAAUCCGAGACGCAACCAUUUUAAGCUUGUCAUGGAGAUCCGAGUACUGGAAGCAGCCAAAGGAGUGUCAAAGGAGCAGCAGAAGCACUUCCCAAUUUUGUACGACAGGAGCGUUGAGGUGCGGUCGUUCAUGUUCAUAGUGAUGUCGCUUCUGGGCGAAUCACUUGCCGACAUCAAGUAUCGACAGUCAAACAAAAUCUUCAGUAUGAACACAGGACUGUACUGCGCCCUCGAAACUCUGGAAGCAAUCAAGGACAUGCACGCGCUCGGAUUUGUUCAUCGAGACAUCAAACCUGCCAACUUUGUUUUGGGGCUGGCCAAAACUGGUUCUCAGAAUGUGGUAUACGUGGUGGAUUUUGGAAUCGCCAGGAAGAUAGUCAGAUUCAAAGGAACAAUUCGGUUCGCUCCACUGGCCAUGCAUAGAAGCGAGGAGUCUGGCCGCAAGGAUGACUGUGAGAGUUGGCUUUACAUGCUCGCCGACAUGAUCAAUAAGAAAAAGCUGCCAUGGUACGAGGAGGAGAACCUAAACAACGUGCGGGAAAUGAAAGAAGGUGUUUUCGCAAAUCCGUCAACACUCUUCCCAGGGCAGGAGUUCAGCGAAUUUCGUCACAUCAUGUCGUACUUAACAAAACGGCAUUACGUCGACAAACUCGACUACGAUUGGCUGCGAGAGAUGGUCCGGCGAGUGGCAAAGAGGAGACGCUGCAGCCUUCACCCGGCGUUUGACUGGUCCAGCUGA
Messenger RNA from Meloidogyne enterolobii, 756 nucleotides. NCBI's taxonomy places the organism in Eukaryota, Metazoa, Nematoda, Chromadorea, Rhabditida, Meloidogynidae. The record is from the annotation of a GenBank genome assembly.